Molecule: messenger RNA, 1038 nt
Organism: Trypanosoma conorhini
Lineage: Eukaryota; Euglenozoa; Kinetoplastea; Trypanosomatida; Trypanosomatidae
Exons: 1
Coding region: 1-1038 (345 amino acids)
Source: RefSeq, a predicted model, not a curated record
AUGGACCUCACGCAGAGCGAGGCGUCCAGGUCCGACACCGCCACCUCCUCCGAGGCCUCCAGCGGGAGUGGCAGUCUGAGCCCCGCCGUUGCGGAGACGCUGAUGCGGCUCGCGCUGGCGGUGCGGGGGACGUUCACAACGAUGCGGGAGGAGCAGUCGCCGCACCACGGCUCCGUCUGCUCCAAGAGGCUGCAGGAUCGGAUACAGCGGGACUUUCCGGAGGAGUAUGACGCGAUCGUCAACGUCAUGUAUGGGCGCUCGUGGAAAAAGUAUUUGGCGGCACGGGCGGGCAUUCUCUGCUUUGAGGUGGCCCACAACGCGGCGCAGCCCAACACGGAAUGGCUCUUGGCGACAGGGGUGUUGCGGUGCUAUUUGCGCACGGAGAACAUCGAACGUGUGAAGGAAGCGGAUUCGAUGCUGGGAUGCCUCGUGCGUGAUAAGUGCCGGGGGGAUCUGGAGCGCAGCUGCCGCACCAUACUCAUGGAGGAGUUCGCCGCGCUGCACUUCAGCCACUGCGCUGUCGAGGAAGACUCUGAUGAAACAAGUGACGAGGCGGCCUAUGAAACGAGUGAUGAGGCGGCCUAUGAAACGAGUGAAGAAACGGCUGAGGAGGCGGCUGAGGAGACAAGCGAGGACAAGUUCCCCGUCGAGGACUACAGCCUUGGCAGCCUGGCGCUGUGGCAGCCGGUUUUGCGCAGACUGUGGAUGCACCCGGUGGAGGGCCGAAGGGUGCGUCUGCGCGAACUGCGGCGGUGCUGCCAGCAGCUUGGCUUUCACGUUCGGGUGCGGUGCCGCUGGACGGAGCUCCUCGGCAACAACCUCCUGCAGAGGUACAUCCGCACCUGCGUUCUCCGCGUGCUGCUCAACGUCGUGGCUCCCCCCCUAGAGCCCUCCACCGGCGGCAAUCUGGACGCUAUGGACGGCGCACUGGUGCUGAGCUUCGACGCGUCGCUUGGAGAGUACACCCUGAGGCUUGAGGGAACCCAGUUGUGGGGCAGAAUCCCGCCCGUGCCAGGGCACUUCCUGCGGCAAGAGUGA